Messenger RNA from Mollisia scopiformis, 1295 nucleotides. RefSeq lists its product as uncharacterized. The coding region runs from base 69 to 1181 and encodes 370 amino acids. Lineage: Eukaryota; Fungi; Ascomycota; Leotiomycetes; Helotiales; Mollisiaceae. The transcript has 2 exons. The record is from RefSeq and is a predicted model, not a curated record. Gene Ontology annotation, biological process: regulation of DNA-templated transcription.
CUCGUUAUGAACAUUCUCUUUUGGCUGUUCUCAACACAGGACAAUGAAGUAUAGAUAGUAGGAUAAACAUGGAUGCCAUCGGCUUCAUCGCAUCCAUAGCCCAACUCGCAGGCGCCGGCCUGACACUCUCCAAGGCUCUCUACGAAUACUCGUCCAGCGUAUCCAACGCACCAAAGAAACUCAAUGAUCUCGCUCAAGAUGUACAAUUAACGUCUCCUGUGCUUGAGCGCUUGAGCGAAGUCUUCACAGAAGCGACCAUGCGAGCUUUUGUACGACCUGGAGCCUUACACACCGCGCAAGAAGCCAUUGCUGGAUGUUCUGAUAUCUUUGGUGAGAUGAGAGUGCUGAUUGAGGAGGGUAGGAAAGGAAUGGGAAAAUUUAUGUUGCCGUUUAAGGAGUCGAAGAUCCAGCUUUUGAAUGCGAGGCUGGCGAGUCUGAAAAGUACGCUGCAGUUACUGUUGCAAGUGUUGCAAUAUGCUUCUAGUGUUAAUGUAGAUCCAAGUGUUAGUCAGUUUAGUCUGAAUGGGUCUUGGUUGAUGUCCCAAUUCAAGACCCUGAUCGACGAGCGCGAGGAAGCGAAGCGAAACCUUGAGCUGCUCAAGGCAGAAAUUGGAUCAAUUAAUAGCGGUGUUGGGGAGCCGUCCAACAGCUCUUCAAAGCCUCAAGAGAAACCGUCGACAACUGAAGAAAUCGGAGCUUCAGACGCACAAUCUACAUCAAUUCCCAAAGAACAAGCUGGGCUUGUAGGCAAUGGGAGCGUGAGCUUAUCAGCGUACCUACCGGUCACCCUUUCGUCGACUAUUCCUGCUUCUCAAGACAAGAAAAACGAGCAGAAGCCCACGACCGCUCUUAGCCGACCAGGCAGUAUCUUGAGCAACGAGUCACGACGUAGCUUUUUCUGCUGGCCUUGCUCCCGCAAAGUGAAGUCACAUGAACUUGCACCUUACCCCACACCUCAUCCUGAACCAUACCACCUAAGUCCAGUGAGUCUAAGUGCUGGGGAAGGUACUGGUUAUCUACCGCCUACCCUGUAUCAACACGAUACUCAGUCAUAUUCAUAUGCCUCUCCACCUUCAGCGUAUGCGAACCUGGAAAGAUAUGGACCCGAGGGGAUAACUGAGAUGUCCGGUGCAACUACGGCUUCGAUACCUAGGCCGGCAGAAUUGGGUGAUUACUUUUAGUAGACAAGCAAGAAUACUUGUUCCAUCAUAUUGGGGACUACAGAAUUGUUGGACUCAACUUCGCAAAUUAGCUUUCACAAUCAUCCUGAUCAGAAGAAUUAUCACAAACUCCAC